CCGCGGCAGGAGGCGCGCUAUGGAUGGGGAUGGAGGCCGGCGACGGGCGAGUCCACGGCUUUGGAGAGGCGUUCGAGGGGCUAGUGGGAAGGGUCUCCGGACGGGAAUUAUAGUGAACAUCAUUCACAACACUUCUGAUUACCUUCCCAAAGUUUUGCGAUUUCUGAAUGUGGCUUUUGACAGCUCAGGUGAUUGUUUACUUGCUGGGGACCAUCAAGGAAAUAUUUAUGUUUUUGACUUGCAUGGAAACAGGUUUAAUCUUGUUCAGCGAACAGCACAAGCCUGCACAGCUCUGGCCUUUAAUCUUCAUAGGAAGUCUGAAUUCCUUGUGGCAUUAGCUGAUUAUUCUAUUAAAUGUUUCGAUACAGUCACCAAGGAGCUGGUUAGCUGGAUGAGAGGACACGAAUCCUCCGUGUUUUCCAUCUCCGUGCACGCCUCAGGGAGAUAUGCCAUCACUACGUCCUCUGAUACAGCACAGCUGUGGGACUUGGAUACCUUCCAGAGAAAAAGAAAGCUGAAUAUCCUGCAGUCUGUGGGUAUUCAAAAGGUUUUCUUUCUACCAUUAAGUAAUACCAUCCUCAGCUGUUUUAAAGAUAAUUCCAUCUUCGCCUGGGAAUGUGAUACUCUUUUUUGCAAAUAUCAAUUGCCAGCUCCACCUGAAAGCUCUAGUCUUUUAUACAAAGUGUUUGCUGUGACCAGAGAUGGGCGAAUCCUGGCUGCUGGGGGCAAAUCAAAUCAUGUGCAUUUGUGGUGCUUGGAAGCCAAGCAGCUAUUCCGAAUUAUCCAGAUGCCUACUAAAGUGCGAGCUGUUCGCCACCUGGAAUUUCUUCCUGAUAGUUUUGAUGCGGGUUCUAAUCAGGUUCUUGGAGUGCUGAGUCAGGAUGGUAUUAUGAGAUUUGUUAAUAUACAGACUUGUAAACUUCUUUUUGAAAUUGGGAGCCUUGAUGAAGGAAUUAGUUCGUCAAUAAUUAGCCCACAUGGACGGUACAUUGCAGCUAUCAUGGAAAAUGGAAGUCUGAACAUAUAUUCAGUUCACACUUUAACAAAAGAAAUAAAUAAGCCACCUCCUCCUUUAGUGAAAGUGAUUGAAGAUUUGCCUAAGAGGAAAGUGAGUUCUGGUGAUCUUAAGAUGAAAGUAACAUCAGGAAGAGUACAGCGGCCGGCAAAAUCAAGGGAAAACAAAAUACAAAGUAGAAUAUUAAAACAAGACCUGACGGGUAAUUUUGAAAAUAAAGAGAAUGAGUUGUCAGAUGGAUUAAACAAAAAGCGUUUACAAAUCUUAUUAAAAGGCUAUGGUGAAUACCCAACAAAAUACAGAAUGUUCAUUUGGCGCUCUCUGCUACAACUACCUGAAAAUCACACUGCAUUUAGUAAUCUUCUAGAUAAAGGUAUUCACGUGGCGUUUCUCAACCUUGAGAAGACAUACCCCAUCAAAAGUAGGAAGCUACUCAGAGUAUUACAGAGAACCCUAUCUGCAUUAGCGCACUGGUCCACCAUCUUUAGUGAUACACCAUAUCUUCCACUCUUGGCAUUUCCAUUUGUAAAAUUAUUCCAGAACAACCAACUCAUCUGUUUUGAAGUUGUUGCUACUCUUAUAAUCAAUUGGUGUCAACACUGGUUUGAAUAUUUUCCUAAUCCUCCCAUCAAUGUUCUUAGUAUGAUAGAAAAUGUUUUGGCAUUUCAUGACAAGGAACUCCUGCAACACUUCAUAGAUCAUGAUAUAACUUCCCAGCUAUAUGCAUGGCCUCUUCUUGAAACUGUGUUCUCAGAAGUAUUGACAAGAGAGGAGUGGCUAAAAUUAUUCGAUAACAUCUUUUCCAACCAUCCUUCAUUCCUCCUGAUGACCGUGGUGGCCUACAACAUAUGUUCUAGAGCUCCUUUGCUCAACUGUGAUCUUAAAGAUGAUUUUGAGUAUUUUUUUCACCAUCGGAAUAACCUGGAUAUCAGUGCUGUAAUUAAAGAAGUUUAUCGUCUCAUGGACACGACACCCACUGACAUUCAUCCAGACAGCAUGCUUGAUGCUUUUGUAGCCCUGACAAAAGGGCAAUAUCCAGUGUUUAAUCAGUAUCCAAAGUUUAUUGUGGACUAUCAGACGCAGGAACGAGAAAGAAUAAGGAAGGAUGAAUUGGAUUACUUAAGAGAGAGGCAGACAGUGGAAGACAUGCAAGCUGAAGUUGACCAGCAAAGAGUUGAAGAUGAGGCUUGGUAUGAAAAACAGGAACAACUACGUAAGGCUGAAGAAACAAGGAGAGAAAUGCUCUUACAAGAAGAGGAGAAGAUGAUACAACAAAGAGAGAGACUAGCUGCUGUGAAAAGAGAGCUGAAAGUAAAGGAAAUGCACUUAAAGGAAGCUGCAAGAAGACGUCUCUUGCAGCUUCAGCAAGAGCAACGUGAAAUGGAGCUAAGAAGACUGGAUGAUGAAAUUGAGAGAAAGAUACAUAUGAGAGAUCGAGAAAUUGCUGCCACAGCCAAAGACCUAGAAAUGAGACAUCUGGAACUCGAAUCACAAAAAAGACUUUAUGAGAAGAAUCUCACUAGAAAUCAAGAAGCUGUUGCAAAAGAAAUGAGAGAAGAUGCAGAUGCCUAUAGACGAAAAGCGGAUCUUGAAGAACACAUGUUUCAUAGACUGAUAGGAAUGGAUCAAACCCAGAACCAAAAAACCCAGAAGUUAAUUGAAGAAAAUUUGGCAAAAGCUGAACAAGCAUGUCUAAAUACUGACUGGCACAUUCAAGCUUUACAUAAACAAAGAUGCCAUGAUCUACACCGAAAUGAAUGUUACCAGGAAAUGGCUAAACUCCUUCGGAAAAACAGAAGGAAAGAAAUAGAAAUAUUAAAUGCAAUGAGGGAGAGGGAAGCUGAAAAGUCUGGAGGUAGGCAGUGCAGGGGUGGUGUCCUGGCUCCAAGGUCAUCAGGAAAACUGCCUCCUUCAGCCUUUCGGCACCACUUCUGGUGUACGGCUUUCGUUCUCAAGGCUACCUCUCCAUCCAAGGUGACGGCGGUUCCAGCCAUCACGUACACCUUCCAUUCAGCAGGAAGAAGGGAGGACAGAGGGCAGGAGGUCCCACCACCCAGCUGAGACAUCUUCUUUUGCACUGCUUUCCAGAAGUCCCCCAUCACAUUUGUAGCCACACUGGCCGCAGAGGAUAUCAAGGAAAGUAGUAUUUUUAGCAGGGAAGCAUUAUCAUCCUGAAUAAAGUCCACCUCUGUUGCUAAAGCAGCAGCAGAGAUGGAUUUUGAGCAGGCAGCUCAGGAGUGUGUGUCAUGCCGAUGUAUCUUUUGGCUGAUCCUCCCAGCAGCUCUGGACCAUCUUUCUGCUGCUCUGUUGUAAUGAAUUUUCUGAAAGCUUGUCGUAAUAUAUCUCCUUCAAGACGCUUUUCGAGAUUCAUUUCCCUCCUACCCCGGCCCUAACCCAUAACCCUUUUGUUCAAGGCCAGGGAGAGGCAGGGGUGGUGCCCAGAACACGGAGGGCGCUCUCCUCAGGGAACUGAUGGUGGGAGCCCCCAUCUCAAGGUCUCCAUCACUGACACCAGGGCGAGACUGUGUAAUUGGGUGCUGCUCUCCUUUGGGUAACGCGUGUAUUCGAAAGUAGAACUGAGAAUCACCACCGUGAGGGCUCCUCAUGUCAUAAGCUCUUUCGUGUCCAGUGUCCUGGGUUCUAAAUCUAGUCGGACGACUGCAUGGCUUUGGCAGGUCAGUCUCCUCAUCAAGUAACAUGAAAGGGAUGGAUGGCUAUGGCCCUUCCUGGCCCUAAUGAUUCCUUCGUUUUUGUUACUUAAUAUGUAUUUAUUGUAUUAGCAUUUGUAUAACAUGAAAACUGUGUUGCAUAUAAAAGCUGUCGCAUCUCUAGAACAUUAGCAAACUUUGAGAGCUAUAUAGUAAUUUAAACCUAUUAUUUUAGUUACUCCUUAAUCCAGCUUUUAAAUUGCUGUUUUCUCACUUUUGGACGAAGAAAGUAGAGGCUAAUAAAAGUUACUUGACUUUCCUCCUGUACCUGUAUCAUUUGUACCAGAGCUGGGCAGAGAAUUUAUUCUCUGAAUUUUGUUGACAUUAUUAAGGCAUAGCAUUCAUAUCAACUAAUGCCAUAGCAUUCAUAUCAACUAAUGCCAGUAGUUUUAAAAGCUUAAUCCCAUAGGAUUUGAGAUCUGAACUGUAUUGAAAUGUAUUAUUUCAGUGACAGUUGGGACCCCUGUGUGUGCAGCCUGCAGCCCUGAGUGGGAGGGACAGCAGAAGUGCCUCUGCUUUCAAGGUUUGCCAGCAGCCUUGAGCCAAGACAGGCACCCAAUUACCUGAUACCAGUAGGGCCUCGGAAGUAGAAGAGGAAAUGGAGUAGAGGAAACAAACGGGGCUUGUUCCACUGGGGGAGCUUGCAUU
Messenger RNA from Phacochoerus africanus (Common warthog), 4371 nucleotides. It is a transcript of the gene TBC1D31, whose product is annotated as TBC1 domain family member 31. The record is from RefSeq and is a predicted model, not a curated record. Gene Ontology annotation, cellular component: centrosome. NCBI's taxonomy places the organism in Eukaryota, Metazoa, Chordata, Mammalia, Artiodactyla, Suidae. Bases 20 to 3076 code for a protein of 1018 amino acids. The transcript has 20 exons. Gene Ontology annotation, molecular function: protein binding.